Toxoplasma gondii ME49 is the source of this 7393-nucleotide messenger RNA. RefSeq lists its product as hypothetical. The transcript is spliced from 7 exons. Bases 1 to 7071 code for a protein of 2356 amino acids. The record is from RefSeq and is a predicted model, not a curated record. NCBI's taxonomy places the organism in Eukaryota, Apicomplexa, Conoidasida, Eucoccidiorida, Sarcocystidae.
AUGCGCAAAGUUGUCUCUGCUCUUCUCCACAUUUUCGUCUUUGUUCUCCCGCACUCGCUGUCGUUCUUCCCUCACUUCUCAGAGGGGCUCGGUGAAGACCCGAAAGAGCACCGAGAGGAACACACCAGACAGAAGAAGCGGAGUCGACUCGAGCGAGUCCUCUCGGUCCGACUGGGCUUGACGAGGUUCCGGAAGAAUCUCUUCUUCGCAAUGGCGGACUCGCGUUUCGGGACGCGAGAGUCUCCACGAACCCACUCUUCUCGUUCUUCGCGACCCCUCUCGCUGUCUCCGCCGAGAGGAGACACGCGCCCGUCGUCGCCGUACACCUUUCGGGGCUUUCCACAUGGGCCUUCCCCACAUGGGCCUUCCCCACAUGGGCCUUCCCCACAUGGGCCUUCCCCACAUGGGCCUUCUCCACGUGGGUCUUCCCCACAUGGGCAUUCCCCACAUGGGCCUUCUCCACAUGGGCCUUCUCCACAUGGGCAUUCCCCACAUGGGCCUUGCUCCGGUGUCUCCUUCGGAGGCGCGGAGGUGCCGCCGUACCCUCCCUCUUUUCCUUUCGCGCCGUACGAAGAAGAGCGGAAGAAAGGGUGUGUUCUGACAGCGAGCAAGUACUCCAGCACCCCACUCGCGCCUGGAAGGCCCUUCCCGUGCGGGCGAGGCGGCUCUGCAGGCCCCGACGCGGCCUUCGCGUACUCUUCUGUCUCCUUUCCCUUUCAGCCUCUUCGGCGCCCCGGGAGCACAUGCACCCUGCGACCUUCUCCCUCGUUCCUCUCUGAAGCAGCCGGGGGGCGAGGCCCGAGCCGCAGAGAAGGAGACAGAGACAGAGACGCCUGGUGGUCCGGCGAGACUUGCCCGAGAGAAGGCGAAAAGAGCAGAAGUCGCAGCGUGAGCAACAUCAGUAGUCGCAGCGCGAGUUCUCUCUCUCCGCCUUCUUCUUCGUCCACUUCUUCUGGCACCUUCGCUCUCGCCAAGAACGCGCGCGGCCGGAAAGAACCACGAGAACGCGAGGGGCGAGCCAGAGGGCGAGGAGACACCGAGGAGAGAGAAGCACCUCCCCGGCCAGGGCCUGUCGUGCCUGUUCGUCUUGUCUCGGGUCCCCGACGAGAAGAUGCAACUCACGGGAGGCGAGCGGAAGGCCGAACGGAAGGCCGAACGGAAGGAAACCUCGGAGGACAGAGUGAGGGGAACAACGCGAGAGGGGGGACGGAGUCUGUGGCCUCGCCUUCUCGGCCCGCUGGUCGAGGACAAGGAGACGCAGAGCGACGCGAGAGAGAGACGACUCGCAAGGGGACGCGGCGGCGGGAGAACGAAGGGAAUGACACAGAGAAGGACGAAGCCGGAGACAUGCCACCACGGCAUGCAGCUGAGGACGCCGGAGAGACUGCCUCGAGAAAAUCUGAAGCAGCAGAUCUCGCAGCGAAAGAGGCAAACCCCGCGAGUCCAGAGGCAACGCAGACGCAGCCUGGAACUCGCCUGUCGGCUCGUGUCGACAAGGCAGACUUAGCCUGUACUCGAGGCACCGCAAGUGACUCUUCUUCGUCGUCUUCCUCUUCUUUUGUGUGUGUGAAACAAGCGGUCGACGAGGUGCCUGGCGAGGCAGGCGACCGAUCUGGGUCUUCUCAUGUCGCUGUGGGGUCGAGGGCUCCUUCGCUAAAUGCCAUGGCGUCUCGUCGUUCAGGGUCUCCAGCGUCGAAGGCCUCUUCCACUUCCUUUCUCUCGGAGUGCGAAGCCGAAGACAGAGAAGGGGAGUCGAACUUCCGUUCGGCCUCACCUGUCUCUGUCCGUCGCUCGCGGUCUCCGGUUUCACCCUUCCGCGGGCCGGUAGAGCCCAAGGCUCGGCGACACCCCUUCGCCGACCGCGCGCUUCCCCCGCGGCGGGCCUCUCCCAAUGCCCUCGACAGGAGACGCGUACCGUUCGGGGGCUGCAUGCGGCCGCGGGAGGGUGACUCUCGGAGUAUCAUCGAUUUCGAGGCGUCGCGCCAUCUGAACGCCCUCCCUCAAACCUUCUCCCCAGGCCGAAGGGCACCGGCUCCGCUGCAUGCGCGCCAGGGCCUGCGGGGCGAGGCUGGUCUCUCUCGCGCGUCCUCGCGGUCGCCGUCUCCGCUGGGGAGCUCCGAGCGAGCAGAGUCGCGGGAGCGAGAGGCCUCUCGGUCGCUGCGGAAGUUUGGGGACCCACUCGACGAAGCGGCUGCGUUCCCGCUGCGGAGACUGGGCCUGGAGGCGAGGUUUGAACCUGAGACAAACUCGAGGUUCUCCUCGCGGGACCGCGACCGCAGACUCGAAGACGAACGCCGACGCGUAGGCCUACACUCUGCGCAUGCAGUGCAAGCAUUUGGGGCUGCUGGAGGGUACGAAGAGGCGCCGCGCUCUUCUUCUCGCGAGAGACCUAUCGACGAGCGCCGGCGGAGUGUGGAGGAUCGCUCGACUUCUCUGGGGAGAGACCGGCCGCGGAAGAGACCAUACGCAUGCAGCCUUGGAUCGAGUUUCCGCGAAUGUGCUGACGAGGAACAAAGUCGCCUCAGAGAGGAGGAGCGACAGUUUGGGUCCUCACGCCCGUUUGUACGGCCUCUCCUGCCUGCAGAGCCUGGAUUCGGUCAGUCUCAAAGUCUCCCGCGCAUCAUCCCGCCCCCCGCGUUCUUCCCCAACUUUGGGCUGAACAGCGGAAGCGCGUUCCCCGCCUACUCGCGACUGCCGCCUCUCCUGCCGUCGCCAGACGCCGGACUCAGUCGCUUCCUCGCAUGCGCCAGUUCGCCAGACACACGCUUCGGACCUGCGCGCGGAGACCCUCGAGAAGCAGAACGCGGCAGGCGAGACUCGGGCGGACUGGACCGGAUGGAAGGCCGACUCGAAGACUGCAGAGACCUGGACGAUCCGCCGAGGCGCCCGAGGGCUUCGGCUUAUAUUCGGAGACGCUCAACCUCGCCUUUCCGGGGCUCGCCUGCGUCGCCCGUUGUGCUGGGCAGGGAGCGGGAGGACGCGUUCCGGGACCGGAGGAGGGAGGAGGGAGAUUGCGGGCCGCAUGGCUUCGACGAGGACGAGAGACCGGGAAGAAGGCGAAGAGAAGCAGGACAGGCUGCGGCUGCGCUGCCUCCGCUGCUGCCCUCACCGCCGUACAGGAGUUUCUCGCCUGCGAGACGCCGGGAAACGCUGAGCGGUCGAGGAGCCAGGAGCGCCCAGGCGAAGGUCGAAGUAGCGCCUUGUCUCCUUGGCCGCGACGGAGACACCCAGCCGGCAACGCGGUCUGCACGAGUCAACGAGCGCAGCAGCAGAAACCGGUCGCCCUCGGCCUGCUCUUAUCGGAGCCGGUCGCAGGCCUCUGAAGCGUCGCCGAGAAGCACCCGCAGAGCCCGGGGCUUCCUUGGGUCUUCCGCGCAUGCGGGACCGUUGCGAGACGCAGAAGAAGCCGGCGAAAUGGAGAGAGAGAAGGCUCGAGAGAAGAAGCGAGAGCGGGAGAGAGACAGCGAUGGAGAGUUCGAGAGAGAGGAAAGAAGAAGGCCUUUCGAGAGGCCGAGGGGUGCCCGCACCUUGUCUCUGGAGAAAGAAGAAGAGGAACGGAGAGAGGGCAAAAAGCGAGAGUCGAGGCGAGACGAGAAAGACGACGGAGAAGACGGAGGAGAAGGCUUUCAGGGACGAGGACGAAGCCGCAGUCUCCUCUCGGCAGUCGACCCGGAAGGCGAGGCGGUGCCGGCCGCGUCCGCGGGCCGGUGGCGAGGAGGAAGAAGCGAGAACGGGGGAGAGGAAGGCCGGAGAAGCGGCCAAGGGUGUCCGGACCUCGAGAGACAAAGGAAGGCUUCUCUGUCUCCGUUUUCAACUUCGUCACGAGACGGCCGAGACAGAAUCCGCGAGCGACAAGGCCGAGACAGAGAUGAACCGUCGGGGUCCUACGGUGCGGAGCGACGCGGCGCGAGAGGUCGCGAAAAAACGAGGAGACAAGACACCUUGUGGGAGGGCGAGGGGGCACCCUCCGGAAAAGACAAGCUACCUUGGUCUGGUUCACGGAGGUCCUCCCUCGCUUCACUACCUGACAAAGAACGAGGCAGAGAAGAAGCGCGAGCAAGAGAAGGACGAGGACGAGAAGACAAACGAGGAAGAGAAGACAAGCGAGGAAGAGAAGAGAGGAGACGUCGGCGGCUGUCGAGCACAGGAAGCGAGUUGGGAGGCCUUGCGAGUCGAAGCAGACGGGGAUCUGCUUCUUCCUUUGUUUAUGAGAGAAAAGAAGCUAAGCGUCGUUCGUCUCGGUCACCGUCAUCUGCGUCUUUCAUUUCGGGAGCCCCAGUCGGCCGCCGCGCGGGAGAGAAAGAACGGAGACUCGAGGGAGAGAUUCCAUCCACGAGGAAGAAGAUGGAGCGCGACAGAGACAGUCCAGAGCCUCAUGGAAGAGAGCGCGACGACGCCGGGCGGGCGGCGCGGGGGCGAGGCGACGCAGACGAGCGAAAGAAGGCGAGAGAGGCGCUGGAAGCGAAACAGACUCUGGAGGCGUCCGAGACGCGGCUCGGCGCAGGCGAUGCCGACGGAUCCCGGAAGCGCGAGCGAACGAACGUCGACGGGAGGACGUUGAGGAAGCGAGGAAAACUCGACAGACUUUCCUCCGCGUCGCUUUCUUCGUCGUGUACAGCUGAAGACAACGCGCGAUUCGCGAGGGGCUUCUCCCGAUCGCCGUCUGUGAAAAGCCGAGGAGAGAGGCGAAGACGGAGAAGUUUGGAGGCGACCGCCGAGCCUACGUCUGCUUUUGGCGCUUCACGACAAACUGGCGCGGACCGAGCUUCUCUUGGAAGAGACGAGGAAGCGUGGACGGGCAGCGGCCGUCUCCCGCCCCAGCGGCCGUACUUGAUGAUUCGCCGAAGCGGCGACGAAGACGAGUUGGAGCGGACUGCAUGCAGGGACGGAGACACUUUGGAGACGGGCGAGACAGGGACGAGAAAGCGGCUCGUCGCACGCCUUAGAGAGGCAGACCGGGCAUCCCGCUCGCAGUCGCGAGGGCCGGAAAGGCCGUCAGGCGGCGGUCUCGCGGAGUCCAGGAAGGGAGAGAGACGGAGACACUUGUUAUCGCCUUUGCGUCCUGAGUCUCCGGAGCGCCGCCCUUCCUCGCAGCGAAGACUGCGAGAGAGCGACGACGGAGAAGACGCAAGAGAGGGAAGAAGCGCGUUUCCUCGGGGGCGCUCGCGGUCUUUUUCAGGCUCGCGAGGCGAAGAAAAAGACAGCGCGAGUCGCCCAGGCACUUUGCGCAGGGAGAGAGCGGAGUCAGGAGAGGAGCGAGGGCGACGAGGAAAGCAGAGAGAUGACUUUUAUCACAAGCGAGCGCGAACGGUUUCGCUGUCUCGGUCUCGGAGUCCGCCCUCCCCCCCGUCACCGGAGGCCGCUCGGUGGUCGCCUGUCUCGUUUCCACGUCGCUUUGGACAUGGAGGCGACGCGAGCGAAGAGCGGCUCUCAGAAGAGCGAGACAGACGACAAGGUGCAGGCUUCCCCUCGCCGUCUCGUGCUGACUCGCAGGGCUCCUGCCUGCGGAUGUCGACCUUCCGCGAGACCGGCGCUCCUGCCGAGCGUCGACUCACUUCUCAGGGAUCCACCUCCCGCAUUCACGAAGAGCGAGAAGAGCUCUUCCUCGAACAGGAGUUGCUCGGUGAAGAGAGAGAGCGCAGAGAGGGCGCGGACGGCGAAAAGCGUGGGUCGCGGCUCUGCGGGGCCUUUUUGCGGCGCGGCUCCGACGGAAAGAGAUCCGCGAGGCUCCUGGAAGAAGAGCGACCUCGGGAACGCGCCGCACAUGCAAACCUCUCGGCGCGGCACCCGGGAGACUCCGGAUUCCACGAAGACGGCGACGAGCACUCGGGAGUGUCUCCGCUGGCUCGAAGGCUCCUGGACGGUUGGGCCCUGCGGGGCGGAGUCCCGGGAGGGUGCGAGGAAGGAGACCGGAGACAGCUCGCAGAGGGUCGGGAAGAUGACGGGGAGAGGUCGAAGAUGGCCGAGCGCCGCCGGCGCUUCAACGAACUCAAGCUUUCGUCUUUCUCGCGCCGGAGCAAGUCGCCGUCCGCAUGCGGGGAGGCGCGCGGGGUGGGGACCCGCGAAGAGGUCCAUCGCGGGCGCAGACACGCAGAGGAAGAGACCUUCAUUGACGGCAGAGACAAAGAGCGGCAACUGUCCGACAGAAGACUUGAGGACAGACGCAGAGUCGCCCCGGAGGAACAGGGCCUUCUAGGUCCCCCCCCUGACGCACCAGGCUUUGCUCCAGCCUUGGGCGCGUUUGGGUCCUUUUCUGCGUUUUCCUUCUCGCACUCCUCGUCUGCGCCGCCCUUGCUCCUGCGUCCGCCGCAAGCGGUGCUUUGUCCGGGAUCCUCCUCGUUCGAUUCUUUCUCGCCAGGACCCGCAGGACCUUCUCACGGCGACUUGGGGACGGUCGCUGCUGGCGCGGCUCUGCGCCCACACUCGCCCUCUCGGCCUGCGCCGCCUCCGGUGCCUCCCCUGGGUUCGCCUGUUCCGGCGCUCGGCAGUUCGCGCAUGCACUCGCAGCAGAGUCGCGGCUUGCGUGAAGAAGAAAAGGAGAGGCGACGCGCCCGCACAGCCUUUGUGUCUGUCUCCGUCGUGGACAUCUGCACUGGGAAGGUUGGAAAGGCCGAACCCAGGCCCCCACACGCUCCUGCGCAGGACCACAAGGCCUUUCUGCGCCUCUUCCGAGCGCGACGCGAGGCGAAUCAAAGGUGGGCGGCGGCCAUGCGUGAGCUGCGGCACCGCGAAAUCUUCCAAGGCGUUGCGGCUCUGGAGUCGAUUGAGCGUGUGAAUGCGGAGUUGCAGUGGCUGAGUGAGGCUGCACAAAAGCUCGGAGCUGCUGCUAUUGGAACGCGAGCUUCACCCACAUCGCCGCCUUCCUGCGCCGCCGAGGCUUCUCUCUCUUGUGGUCUUCCUGCGUCUCUCGCCUUCUUUUCUCCGUCCGGCUCGCCAGUGCCGAGCCAGCCCCCUGCCCUUUUUCCUCCGGAGACAGAGAGGAGCUCCAAAGAAGGGAAGGAGAGAGACGGACGCAGAUCGAAAGGCGAAGACGCGGGAGGCGUGGAAGCGAACGAGAGGAACGGCGAGUAACGCAGGUCGCAAAGAAGCGGCGAAAGCGUCGAACUCCUGGCGGGCAAACCGAACGCGCAAGGCAGUCAACAGACAGCGCGAACGAAGAAGGAAGAAAGAAGAGAGCGGGAAGCAGCGAGUAGGGAGUUCUUAAGCGAGCGUUUUUAGCGUCCGAAAGUUGAUGUGAAGAGAACAAUGCAGUAUAUCGUUCUAUUGAGGAUGAGGCAGAGUAUGAGGUGAAAGGGAAAGCAGAUGGGGAAGACAUGUUUGUGUUGUUGUGUUGUCGGAAUAAAUGCCAAGGCAACAGACUUCGUUACUAAGUGCGUCUGGCUCGGCGUUUUCU